AGAAGUCCUGGAGGGGAUUUGGGAGCGAAGAAGAAGAAGAAGAAGCAGAAGAGAAAAAAGGAGAAACCAAAUUCUGGAGGCACCAAAUCAGAUUCUGCAUCUGACUCCCAGGAGAUUAAAAUUCAACAGCCUUCAAAAAAUCCAGCCAUUCCAAUGCAGAAGCUUCAAGACAUCCAGAGAGCGAUGGAGCUGCUCUCUGCAUGCCAAGGCCCAGCAAAGAAUAUUGAUGAGGCUACCAAACGUAAAUACCAGUUUUGGGAUACGCAACCUGUACCUAAACUUAAUGAAGUUAUAACUUCACAUGGUGCAAUUGAACCAGAUAAGGACAAUGUCCGUCUAGAGCCAUAUUCUUUGCCACAAGGUUUUAUGUGGGACACAUUGGAUCUUAGCAAUGCUGAAGUUCUGAAGGAGUUAUACACGCUGUUAAAUGAGAAUUACGUAGAAGAUGAUGAUAAUAUGUUUAGGUUUGAUUAUUCACCUGAAUUUCUUCUGUGGGCACUACGUCCUCCAGGCUGGUUACCCCAGUGGCACUGUGGGGUUAGAGUGUCUUCAAACAAAAAACUGGUAGGAUUCAUAAGUGCCAUCCCUGCAAAUAUUCGUAUUUAUGACAGCGUGAAGAAAAUGGUAGAAAUUAAUUUUCUGUGUGUCCAUAAGAAACUGAGAUCUAAACGGGUAGCACCUGUACUGAUCCGGGAAAUAACCAGAAGAGUAAACCUGGAAGGAAUUUUUCAGGCUGUUUACACUGCUGGAGUGGUACUCCCCAAACCUGUGGCCACUUGCAGGUAUUGGCAUCGAUCACUGAAUCCCAGAAAAUUGGUGGAGGUGAAAUUUUCGCAUUUGAGUAGAAACAUGACUCUACAAAGAACAAUGAAGCUCUACAGACUUCCUGAUGCCACAAAGACUUCAGGUUUGAGACCAAUGGAACAAAAAGAUACUAAAGCAGUACAAGAAUUAAUCAACACUUACUUGAAACAGUUUAAUCUUGCUCCUGUGAUGGAUGAAGAAGAGGUAGCCCACUGGUUCUUGCCUCGGGAUCAUAUUAUUGACACUUAUGUAGUAGAGGGCUCAAAUGGUAUUUUAACAGACUUCCUGAGUUUCUACACAUUACCUUCAACAGUGAUGCACCAUCCUGUUCAUAAAAGCCUCAAAGCUGCCUAUUCCUUUUACAAUAUUCAUACAGAGACCCCCCUCUUGGACUUAAUGAAUGAUGCACUCAUUAUAGCUAAAUUGAAAGGAUUUGAUGUAUUCAAUGCACUAGACUUAAUGGAAAACAAAACAUUCCUGGAAAAACUCAAGUUUGGGAUUGGAGAUGGAAAUUUGCAGUAUUAUUUGUACAACUGGAGGUGUCCUGGCAUGGAAUCCGAAAAGGUUGGUCUUGUAUUACAAUGAGGACACUUAUGUUUCUAGAACUGAGGUCAUUGUUUGAGUUAAUUUGAUCUCCAUAACUCUUGGAACGGUAUUGUUCAAGAGGAGUAAAAGCACAACGUCAGUGAUACUGAAAAUAGUCCAUUAAACCUGAACAAUGAAGACAUCCAUAUGUGACCAAAUUUAUGCAUUUUCAGAUAGAUCAGAAGGCCCAUGAAACUCUUUUAUUGUCCAUGAAAAGAAUAAAAGCACAUUCAUUUAAGUUUCAAAGCUUAGCUUGCACCUUGAUGAGAAGAAGGUAUUUUUUUUCCACUCUGUAGAAAAGACUGUUUUGUACAAACUGAACUUCAGUGGUGGAUUAGGGUACAAAAAUAUUUGCUAUUAUGUGGAUGAACUGCUGCAUUUCUAUUUAUUAAGUGGUGGUGUAUGUUUGUCAGUGUAACAGAAUGAAGGAUACAAACUUGAGUAUCUUUUGCAUAUUUACUUCGCGUGGAUAUCAUCAUUUGAGGGAAAAAUCAUGAAGUACGAUAUGUUUGUAGCUCUAUGAAAGUCCUGGAUGUUUUUGUAACUGGAGCGGUAUGACAAUGUACUGGUUUAACUAGUGCAUUUGUUUCUCCAUAAGCAACGCUGCCAAAUCAAUAAAAAUACAGAUUUGUACUUUGAUCUUCAAUAGAUCAGUGGAUUGAUUUAACAGUAUCGCACUGUUCAGUGCAGAUGUUAUCUAUGUUGCCGGAAUGAUAAUACAUUACUGUACUUAAUUUACAGUUGUGGCACAAACCUUAGUUUUUCCUCAGUAGAAUAACAUCAGCCUGUGUGUAAAACUAAGAAUUUUAGUAGUGCUAUCAGGAUAUUUAUAGUUUGAAUGUUUUCAAUGCUUCUGCGAAAUUGCACAUAUUCCUUUGUCUACUUCGAUUUCCUAUGAAGUCUGUAAUUCUAAUGAAAAGUAUCUUGUGUAAAUACGUAUUCAUAAAUUG
Messenger RNA from Pygoscelis adeliae (Adelie penguin), 2339 nucleotides. RefSeq names its product N-myristoyltransferase 2 (gene NMT2). Lineage: Eukaryota; Metazoa; Chordata; Aves; Sphenisciformes; Spheniscidae. The annotation marks the transcript as partial. Gene Ontology annotation, molecular function: glycylpeptide N-tetradecanoyltransferase activity. Gene Ontology annotation, biological process: N-terminal peptidyl-glycine N-myristoylation. The record is from RefSeq and is a predicted model, not a curated record. The transcript is spliced from 11 exons. Gene Ontology annotation, cellular component: cytoplasm.